Messenger RNA from Petromyzon marinus (sea lamprey), 2647 nucleotides. Lineage: Eukaryota; Metazoa; Chordata; Hyperoartia; Petromyzontiformes; Petromyzontidae. The record is from RefSeq and is a predicted model, not a curated record.
CCUGGGGGUACACGGCCCCAACAGCACACGUUCAUGCACACCACUGUCAGCCGUGGUGUAUCGAUGAGGGCCUCUCCAAUAGCAAAUGGUGUUUAAGCAAUUAACUUGACACUAAUCAUGAUAGGCAUAAUUAUGCAUCAAUGCAUUAUUCAUUGUGAUUGUUUACCUCGUAUAGCCUUAUGGAGUCUUAAGGCUGUUUCAGGAGGGUCCUGAUAAUUUUAUGUAAUUUCAGGUGAUGACUGAUGUUUCUCAAUUGUGUGAUUUGCACGUAUGUUUUCUCACUUGGGAAAUUUGGACCACAUCUCCAGCAUACAACGGCCUACCCUGCUUUGAACAACAUCACAAGAUCUUUAAUGUCCACAAACGAAAAUAAAACGAAACCUAAAACAUUCAGAGAGGCAUGCUUGAAAUUGCACCCAGAUACAGGAAGAGGAACACAAAUGCCAGUACAGUAGGACAUCAUAUUGACUUAAUAAUAGUGGGUUUAGGCAGAAAACGUCACCUAAAAAAGGCCACUGAUUAAGCCUGACGACGAAGUCGUGGCAGGUGAAGGAGGGAACGCACCUGAGAGGAUAACCACUGGGGAUUUAGCGGCGGGUUCAGCUCACGUGCAGGAUUUGUUGCAUUGCAUAAACCAAUCCACCUUUGCUCACAUAGUAGUGGUCAUCUUGGCAAAACUGAUAAUGCUAUAAUACCUUCCUCUUUAAUUUUGCCAGACCUCCACAGUUCAAUAUAAAUGCAAGAUACGGGUCAAGAUUAGUCAGCACAGAGGGUCACUCGCUGCCAGGGCUCAGAAUUCAGCGCAUGACGAUAGAGAAAUAAGUGACUGAGCUCAGUGUCCCAGUGAGGUACGGAGGGGGUCUCACCAUAAACUCGGCCACCGCCUUGAUGAAGAACACUCGAUCAUGCUCCGUGUCAAUGUCUGCAGGAAUGUCCGACUGUGGCUCGUACCUACGGCCAUGCAGUGUGACAAAACAGGUGAAACCGACACCAGCAGCAGCACUGCUGGCAAUUUGAGGUGGCGAGUGGAGAAGCACUGAAGCUGGUGAUGCCCCCUGCAGGUGUCACGGGCAACCACGAGGCAUCGGCUUCCAGCCAGCAAAACAAGGCGCCAUGACCCCUGAGGAGCAGACGUACCUGCUGGUGCUGCUGGUGUCGCUGCCGGCCGGGUUCGUGCUCAAACAUGCGCCGAGUCCGCUCGGCAAGCGCCUCGGCGCCGCCGCGCUGGGGGUGGCCGUCACUCUGGUGCUGUGCGGCGCUCACAUCUUGCACUCCCUGCUCACCACGGCACUCACCUGCCUCAUCGUGCGCAUGACACCCAGGUACUGUCACACCAUUACCCUGGCCUGGACCUUCACUUAUCUCAUGUUUUUCCGGACAUGCCACCACUUCGGCUUCCCGGGACCUCCACCGUACGCUAAUGCAAUACAGUUACUGCUCACCCUCAAGAUGGUAAGUCUGGCCAAUGAAAUCAAUGAGUUCCAUUUUGGUACGAAGAAAGGGGACUCUAAAGAAGGCAAAAUUUCGACCAGAGACCUUGAGUCCGAGCCCAGCCUUGUGGAGACCUUCUGCUAUGCCUACUGCUACAUCGGCUUCAUGACGGGUCCCUUCUACCGGUUUCGCACGUACCACGACUGGGUGCAGGAGCAGCAAGGAGCGCAUGUGCCCAGCUGGAAGCCCAUGCUGCUGCGGCUGAAGCACGUGCCCAUGCUCGGGGCGUUCUUCCUGCUUGCCUCGGCCUUCUUCAACCUGGACGAGGCACGGCAGGACGACUUCUACGAGCGCGGCCUCCCUUACCGCCUAUUCUUCAUGGUGCCGAUGUUUUUUAUUUUCCGCAUGCGGUUCUACGUGGCCUGGAUCCUGGCGGAGUGCACCUGCAUGGCCGCGGGGCUCGGGGCCUACCCGCGCGAGGCCAAGGCACGCUCGGGAGGGGGCCCCACAAUGCAGUGGGCUCUCAAGUCCAGUGAUGAGCAGGAGAGCCGCACCGUGGAAUACGACUACGAGAGCAUCAAGAACAUCGAUUACUACAGCACGGACUUCUGCGUGCGCGUGAAGGACGGAAUGCGCUACUGGAACAUGACGGUGCAGUGGUGGCUGGCUCAGUACAUCUACAAGAAGGCCCCGUUCAAAUCGUACAUCCUACGGAGCGCGGUUACGAUGCUGAUCAGCGCGUUCUGGCACGGGAUCCACCCCGGCUACUACCUGAGCUUCCUCACCAUCCCGCUGUGCCUGGCGGCCGAGACGGCCAUGGAGCGCGCGGUGCGGGACCGCCUGGCCCCCGCGCGCACGCCACUCUUCGACUGGGUUCACUGGUUCCUGAAGAUGCGCGCGUUCGAUUACAUGUGCAUGGGCUUCAUCCUGCUGAGCUACGAGGAGACCGUUCGCUACUGGCGCUCCGUCUACUUCGUGAUGCACGUGCUGGCGCUCGGGUUCGCGCUGCUCGGCCACGCGCUCUGCCUGCUCCCGCGGACAGUGCGACGCGUGGCGGUGGCCACCACAGAGUGACCGUUACACAGUGGUCAUAACACGGUGACCAUGACAUAGUGACCACGACAUAGUGACCACGACACAGUGACCACCACAUAGUGACCACCACAUAGUGACCACGACAUAGUGACCACGACACAGUGACCACCACAUAGUGACC